Molecule: messenger RNA, 8415 nt
Organism: Paramuricea clavata
Lineage: Eukaryota; Metazoa; Cnidaria; Anthozoa; Malacalcyonacea; Plexauridae
Source: the annotation of a GenBank genome assembly
AUUCUCUGCAAUCUUUCGUAAUUGUUUUUCACGUUCGUAUUGUGUUAGUAGCUGUUCAUUGUCAUCAUUCAGUAGUUCCAAAUCAACAUACUGCUCGUUGUUGUCGUUAUAGGCCGAGUCAAGCUGUUCGAGCACAGAGACCAUCAAAGGCAUGAGCCCCGAGACGACUUCUUGACCAUGUUUUUGAAUCAUACGUUCAAAUUCGGCAUAUAUUGCUGCGGCGAGGGAAGAUACACGUUCUGACAACACAGACGCGGGGCCGUCUUCUCCACUCGAAUACACAACAUCAGAUUUUCCUACAGUAUCACUGUCAUCCAUGAUGAACUACGGAUAAGACUUCUGAUGGAUAUCGACUGCACAAACAGUCAUUAAAUAUUCAAACGACCUACAAAAAACAAAACACAGUCUUGCGAAGCUGACAUUUUCACAUUUCUAAAUCAUCUGAGCCUUCGGUAUGGUUGGAAUGCGACUACAAUAUUUUAUUGAAAUCGAAUUCGUCGUAAUUCGUCGUCGGAAGAAGUCGAAACUCUCGGAAACUUUUCACGAACUGAUCGAACAGAAUCGAACAGUGUUUACUGUAAAAAAUAGAAGACAAAAUUAUAUAUACAUUGGAUUAUUGGAUACAUUUCGUGAUAAUUUCUUGUUUUAUUUUGCCGUUAUUUUGGCAGAAAAGAAUGUCAGAAUGUCAAUUUUUGUUCACUUUUUCAAAGGCAUGGCAAACAUUGGAAAAUGCAAAUAUCUUUUCAAGUCGAGUGUGGAUAAUGUAUUCAUAAACAUGCACGAACGCCACGAAGCGUCAUCGUUUCUACAAUCUACAUCUUAUGCUGAAUGGCUUCCGUUUGUAAUAUCUUCUGCAAAAUAUAAAAUUUAUCUUACAUUCUUAAAAGAACCAUGGCGAAACGUAGUGUUUUAGAUCAUUCAAUGGUAUCAUAUAAAUGUUUAAUGUUAUUCUUCUUAAUACCGCUUUGCUCAGGGUCUUGCCACAGCGGUCUUCCCAAUCAUAUAAUAGCUGGCAAAUAUUCAACAUGGAAACUUUGUAUCGUGAACACGUAUAAAGAAACACUUCGGUUCAAGAUAAAAAGUUUAUUCUCGGCAAAGGAUAAUUCUACUGGAUGGUUAAAUAUCGGAUUUCGAUCUCAAGCCAGUCAGAAGACUGAUUAUAUUCCAUUAUUUUUGCUUCAAGUGAGCCCACCAAAUUCAAUUGCAAUAAAGGUUUGUUUAUGUGAAAACUUGAUAUUAAGUUAUUAAUAGUAUAAAACUAGAGGCCAUCAACAUAUAGAUUUCAUUGUACAAUUCAAGACUGGAUGUUGGUGUAAAUGCUGGGGUAGGUGGAAAAAUUUCUGAGGGAGGUGCAGAACCUUUAAACAUGGCAGGUACAGAUUUCCUGGGGUGCGCACCCCCAGAAAUGAUUUGCACACACACCCCAGAGGCAUUUGGCACCGCCCCCAAACGUUUUUGCACCCCCGCAAAUUAUAUCUAUUUUGAUUUGAUAGUUUCGUAUUUGAUUAUUCUUACUACUAAAUUUGUAAAAUUACCAAUAUUAUGGUCUCAGAUCUCGCCAUGCAGGCCUAGAAACAAAUUUUGUUAAACUUUUUCCUUGGCCUUUCCGGGCGUUGCCACACGCCCCAGCCAAAGCAAGCAGCAGCACCCCCCUCCCCAGAUAUUUAUCCACCCCCCCCCCCAAACGAAAAUAUGAAAAUCUGUCUCUGAAACAUGAGGACCCUGGGUACAAGGUUGCAGCGGUCUAGACGUGUGGGAAAAUGCACCAUAUUUGGGCCGAAAGUGGUGUUCGUCAAAAUGCUUAUACAAGUCAUGCAACAUAUGCUUCACAUGCAUACCUUGGUUUUUGUUGCAUGCCAUAUGGCAAGCAACUUUCAUAUAGCUCUACAUUUUGUGUUGCGGUGUACCGGCGGUGGUCUAUCACAUGGCAGAUUUGUAAAAUACAGCAAAUACCGAGUUUUUCCCACUGACCGCUUAAUAGAGUUUCAAAACAAUGAAAAAUUAAAUUUGGGACCAUGGAAAGUUGACUGUGUCCACUUAAUAGAGGUGACCAUUCAAUAAAGGUCACUUAAAUAGUAUUUACAUUAUGAAAUUUUCGGGACUUUGCCACACGACUGCUUAACAAAGGGUGACCGCUUAAUAAGAUGCUGCUUAAUACAGAUUAGACUGUAAUAUGAAAUACAGGGGUGGAUCCAGCAAGCUUUUUUUAGGGGGGUGCUGGGUGAGCAGCCGAGUGUUUCUUUAUAAUUCUUUAGGGUGUGCAGGGUGCAGUAAUUUGCAUACCAACGUACCAGAGGUGCGCCAAAUAACCACAAAUUUAUGGUCUGGUACUUCUUUGUUUUUGGGCAAGUACCACGUAGGUACGCGGAAAUUUGCCAUUUAUGGGCCAUUGCAUUUUUUAUCUGCACCCCCCUAUUGAGGACAUGUGGAAUUUCCAAUGGCCCCCUGCAAAAGUGAACCAAAAAUGAAGGAAUUUCCAUGGGAGGGUCCAAAUUUUAAAGCAAAUCUGCGGAAAUUCCAAAGGGUAGGUAAGAAAAAUGAGUAAAACGUAUGGAAUUUCCAUGGGAGGGUCAACAAUGGAAAAAAAAUUCCAAAGGAUAGGAUAAAAAUCAGCAAGGAAUAGCUACUAAUCAAAGAAUCAAUAUGGAAUUUCCACUGGCAAGAUCAAAAACUGUCAAGGAAUUUCCAUGGGAUGGGUUAAAAGUUCAUAAAAAAUUUGCGGAAAUUCCAUGGGGAUGGCUAAAAUUCAAUAAAAAUCUGCGGAAAUUCCACGGGGGAGGCAAAAAAUUCGCUUAAAAAAUGUGGAAAUUCCAGGGGAGGGGGGACCAAAAAAUGGAUGUCCUCAAUAGGGGGGGUUUGGUUUAAAAAUGCAAUGGCCCAAUUUGCGUACUUACAUUUUCCUUCUAGCAAUAACUAGCAAACCUGCCAAAGUAUUCAAAACCGUGGAGAACUUUAGCUGUACAUGUAAAUUCCACACAUCCGACAUAUUUUGGGAUGAAAAAGCCAAAAGGUUAUCUUUGUGCUUGAUUAAAAAAUUUAUUGUGAUCGUCCGACUGAAACAAAAAUCGCUCGGGUGUGUAAUUUUAAAAUCAUUAUCGUCAAACGCCGAUACUUUUAUCGUUUUCAUUGUAGUGUGGACACCAACAUAAUUGUUUUACCAAUCAUCGUGUGUUUACAAGUUAUCGUAUCGUUAUAGUUGUGUGGUGUGACCUGGGCUUAAUUGUCAAUGCUAUACCAAGGCCUAAAAAAUACCUGUGGUUCUGGUUUCGCGAUAUGAAACUGAAACAGGUCUUUUUUAGGCACAAUGAGGAAAACUACACUGUAUGUAGCUGAGGUCAGACUGUUAGCACCCUUGGUAAAUCCACUGCAAGUCGAGUCACAACGUCGAUGCUUUGAAAACUGUUAUAUUAUGUUGUACAAAUACCAUAAUUAAAGAUUCAUUUGUACAAAAUUGCCCAUAUAUUUUUUGCUUUUGGACCAGUAAACUAUAUGUAGGUAUAAAAAUGCAUGACUCAGAAGUAGUCUUAGGUACGUCUUGACUCUUAAGUUUGUACCAGAUCAGGUACGCGGCAAAAGUUGUCGGAGUACCAGUCAGGUACGGCUAAAAAUAUUGAAUUAUCGCACCCUGGGUGUGGUGGGAGAGCAUUCAAAUUAAUUGGCUUACUAACGACUCGAGUGCUGAAGGCGCAAGGUCCUCAGGGGGUCCACAGGUUCUGUAUGCCCCCGCCCAGGUUACUGUAUGCAAUUAUAGUAAUAUAUACUAAUAUAUACUGUCUAUUUCUAUUUUUAACUGGUGCUGCCUUGAAUGAAUUUGAUUUUUUCACACCCCCUUGGACCCCUGUUGACCAAGGCCAACAGGGGUGUGCACCCUCCUAUAAAUCCACUAAUGAUGAAAUAUAUUAAAAAUAUCAAAUAAAAUUCUCAUUAAUACUAUUGAAAUUUAAUACAACAAAAUAGCAUUCUACUUUGAUAAUUUCAAUCCUAGUCAAGAUUAUUUUCAAUCUAUUAUAGUAAUUCACCAUUUCCACAGGUUUAUAUACCUUCAAAAAGCCACAAUAAAGCUAAAUUUGUAGGAAAUAACAUUUAGUUAUAAAUUUGUAAAGGAAAUGUAUUAGUCAAUCAGUGGUAAAACCUUGACCUUGUUAUUACUGUCGCUUGCAACUAAGGACGAACAGUCGCUCAUAAAAAACAUUGCUUAUUUGCGUGAGAAUCUUAAGCUUUCUUAUUUGACAUAAUAUCUAUUUUUCAACAAACAUAUUGAUAUAUUAAACUUAUUGAAUCAAUAUUUUAAGUUUCUGGCCGUUGUACCAAAAGUUAUAAGUGCCAUAAGGUUUCAGAUGGCAUACAACAUGUACGUACUAUGUACCUAUUUUUAGCGUUGUUUGUUGUUGUAUUAUCGCCGCUUUCGAAUUGAAUUCUCUCAAAAUCUCGGCUGUUGCUUACCACAUUCGUCUCCGUUUUCCUUGAAAAAACCUGAUCGCUGUUCCAAUUGUGCUUGAAGAUCUCUUUGUUGACUUUGUUGUCUCUUCACCUUAAGAGACAACAAAGUUCAACUUCACCUUUGUUGUCUCUUCACCUAACCGUGCCUUAACAUGCCAUGCCCGGUUUUGUAGUCAAAAUCCUUCUUCAAACCUCGUCAAAUUAUGCUAAAAUAUCACGUGAUUGAAACCCAAGAAUUGGUUUAUCAACUAAGAUGUCUUCUUGGUAACCUCUCAGUUCUACAAUGUUCAGUGAUGAGAAGCCAAAAAUUAUAUACAAGUAUCUUCCUAGCUUUUGCGUAUUUUAAAAAUUGUUUAGCGUCAGUAUUGUAUAUGUGAAUGCCAAUUUAUUGAUUGUUUAGCAAACAGAAGCAGUGGAAAAUGAAGUGAAGUGUUCAACUGAAGCUGCAAAAAGAAAACUCAAAUUGAUUUCUGUUGACUGUGAUUUCGGAGAAACAAUGAAUAUAUAUGUGGUAAGGAAAUGUGUGGUAUAUAAUAUGUUAAAAAUAUGUUAAGAAAUAUCUACCAUUUGAAAAGGACAACAGAGCACAGUGGGAUUCAAUUGGGUUCAAAGUUAUUUUUCACUGGGAAAAAGAGAUUUGGACUAGUACUGGGAAUAUUAUUUGCACAAAUCAGUGGGUCAGAUUACUAUCAUUCAGAUAGAAUUAUGGGUGGGAAAACGGGAUUGACGCAUUCCCCAAUCACGACCCUCAUUCUUCACAAGCCUGUGGAGAUCCAGACAAAAGCCUGCAUGGGGGUAGAGACGUUACGUUUAAUGCAGCUAAGUAUAGUGGACUUAGCAUUGUUGAAGAAGCCUCUUGACCACCAGUGUUUAAUUAAAUUAUUUAUUUUCGUAAUUCCCAAUCAACAUUUUUACACAUGUAGAACUCGAAGAGAAUCACGAUUUUCUGGAAUACUGGAAAUGGAACAGCUGAUAUCACCAAAGAAGGGGAAAAUUUGAUUAAAAAUCAUUCCACAUUAUACUUUUACCCACAUCAAGAUGAGAAUGUACCUGAUGCAAAUGCUGGGUCAACUGGUUAGUUUAUAUGUUGUAUAACGUUGUUAUGCUGUACCAUACCGUAUUGUACAAAAUUAAAUCGGGGGAUGAGGGGGAAUUUUGGAGCAUCUCGAGGGUAAUUUGGCAAAAUACGCAAUAUUGGGAAAAUACAUAAAAUUCGGUAUUUGUUAAAACUGAAAAUUCCAUAUUCCACAAACAAAAAGUGAAAUAAUUCCCCAUUCCAAAACUUUCCCUCAUCUUUUAGGAUGUAGUAUGCUUCAGUGCUUGUCAUGCCGAUCACUGCCAUACAAGACUGGUCCCUUUUAUUUGCUCUCAAAUGCCAUUAAUUAACUAAUAUUUAGACUUUUUCAAGUGGACCCAAUCUAAGUUAACUGCUGCGCAAUCUUCAAAGUUCCAACCACAAACUGCAUAAAACCUAAAAUUAUUCAUUCAUAACAGUGGACUCUUCCACGAAUCUGGUUCAAUCUUGUAUAGAUUAGAUGGAUAUUUCGUGUGUAAAUGUUAUACAUUUAUAGAUCUAACGAGGAUUAGCUGCGGUUAAAAGCUGUAACUUGCGGUUAAAGUUUGAUAGCUGGACUCUGUAACUCAGUUGGUUAGAGCGCUACACCAGAAUCGCAGGUUCGAUUCUGAGGGCUUGUACAGUUCGCAGCUGCGUUAGGUCUAUUAAGGCCGUUUUCCACUAGGCGGAAUUUUGCGCGCGGAGCGGAAUUUUUCUUUGUCUUGUGAUUUCUCGGGUGGAACUAAUUAGAAAAGACAAAGAGUUGUGGCUUAGAUUUAAAGUGUGUGUGACACGUGAUUGUUCCAGUUGCAAUUACAGUAUACGUAUAGUGUGGAUAUUUUUUAUAUUUGCAGCAAUGCGACUUCUGCGAAAUUAUGGAAAAAGCAUGGGCGCUAUCUUUGGUAUAUCGUUUCUUCUCACAGCUCUCAUCACAUUAAUUAUUUGUUGUUGUUGUAAGAAGAAAACAACUCUGGAUUUCAGCAAACAAAAACUGUCUAAAGAUUCAUCUGUAUCCUUUUACAGAGAGUAAGUUCCUUAUAAAUUUACCGAAUGCACACUUAGCAUAGUGGAUUUGGCAUCUAAAGACGGAAUAUUUUCCGCCAAAACGAUUUUUAAGGAAUAAAUUGUAUGGCUAUGGGUCUGUUGUAAUGUUUGAUAAACUUUUAUAAUAAAAUUGCCGGACUAAGUGACAAACAUUUCCAUUUUCCGACUUCCCCUUAGCUCAUACAUUCACCGAGUGUUAGGGUAGAGGGAUUACCACCCUCGCCCAGGAAGGCCUUUCUCGCAGCUGGCCACAUGGAGGGAGAGGAAAAUAUAAUUAAUGAUAGUAAUUUAAUCAUAUAACAGGAUUGAUAUAAUGACAAAAUUUAUCUUCCAGUCUUUUUUCCUUUUAGCGACAGUGAAGGAGAUGGGCAGAGUGAUGAGUCGGGUGACGAUGAAAAAGUUGCAUUUAUCCGUAAUAAUAAUGAAAGAAACAGCAGUGUAUAAAGAACAAAUUAUUUACUAGGAGUAUAUUUACCAUAUAUUGUCGCAAUCUCGUACACAUUUGAUAUUUUUGGUAAAGGAUCAUUUAAGACCAAAAUUCUAUUGACUCGCUCAAAACUGCUGCGGCUUAGCAUUAACGGCUACGACCGAAGGUUGGAAAUUGUCAAACGUUUAAAUCUUUGCUAAAAUAUACAAUUAACUAUCAAUCAUGGGGAAGAGCACAUGGUACUCUCCUCCACAGAGCCUUGUCAUAUUAGUCUUGGGAGUUUUCGAGCAUGAUUGUUUAAUGCUGUACACGAUUUUUUACGGCGAGAGAGGGAGCACAUGAUAUACACUCACAUUGGAAAAUAAAGGGAUGAAAAAUGUGUGCUACAUACGUAAAAAUGCACAAGUUGUAACAAACCUGCAGCAGACUUGUAGCAAUGCUGUUCCAACAACUUGUCAACAGGAUGCGUUCGCACUGCUUGUUCCCAGCUUGUUGACAAGUUGUCAACGGCUUGUUGACAACUUGCUACAAGGUUGUUGAGCUCAACAAACUUGUUACAAGUUGUUCCAACAACUUGUUAUCGUCCUGCAACUCAACAAUUUGUCACCAAGUUGUGAGUGACAACCUUGUAGCAACUUGAUAAAAUAACAAUAUUGUUACAACUUGUCGGCAAGCUUGUAGAAGCUUGUUUGCGAACACAUCUUGUUGACAAGUUGUGAGAUUUUUACGUGUGUACCCCACGCGCGUUCAUGCACCAAUUACCUGAAUACCCACGUGUUAAAUUACAAAAAAUUACCUGAAUACCCACGUGUUAAAUUAUUACUUAGUUUAUGUUGCACAUAAAUUAAAACCGCAAACGCCAUGCGGAGGAGAGGGAAGUGCAUGCAUAUUUUCAGCAAGCAAACUAAAACUGUCAAGUUCAAACAUCGUAAUUGUCAAUAUUGGUUUAAAAAAUCCAAUAUAAUGUAUAUUCAACGUUUCCAGUGCAGUCAUAACGGACUAUCAACAGUUUUGAGCGCGUGAAAGAUAUCUCGUAACAAACAGAAAUACACUAAAUGUAGCUACGUACGUACUGUACCACACUAGAUGUGACGAAACAUAUUUCAGCAAACCUUUUUCAUCAAUUUAUUGACGGCCUGUAAGAUUAUUUUCUCCACUAAUGGAGAAAUUUCUUCACUCAUGAAAUGCCUUUUUGUAAUAGCGCAUAUAAUUAUUAAGGUUAACGUGUCAAAGGCUUUAGAAUUAUCUACCACGUCGACUGUAAUAUAUUCAUAAUGUGCGUAUAGACUAUAGUACAUUCUAAUGUAUUUUAUUGUAUAUAAAUGCUAGUCUGUGUUUCUAAUCUGGCUAAUAGCGUAUGACUAUAUAUACGGCAAUAAACGACGUCCUGUAAUUUUAGUAAAAUAGAGAAGUAAUAAAGUUUUUCUUGAAUGAACGCCCUCUUUUGCGG